Messenger RNA from Coregonus clupeaformis (lake whitefish), 900 nucleotides. RefSeq names its product activated RNA polymerase II transcriptional coactivator p15. The transcript has 5 exons. Gene Ontology annotation, molecular function: DNA binding; transcription coactivator activity. Gene Ontology annotation, cellular component: nucleus; transcription regulator complex. Gene Ontology annotation, biological process: positive regulation of transcription initiation by RNA polymerase II. NCBI's taxonomy places the organism in Eukaryota, Metazoa, Chordata, Actinopteri, Salmoniformes, Salmonidae. The record is from RefSeq and is a predicted model, not a curated record. Bases 126 to 590 code for a protein of 154 amino acids.
CAGUUAGUACAAACCAAAAGCACAAGCUGCCGGCCCUCGCUUGCUAAAUGAACCAACCAUAAAUCUUUAGCAUCUCUCCGAACUCCCUGAAUCAACUGAGCCUGCUAAUUCAUCAAGCCAUCAGAAUGCCCAAAUCGAGGGAAGUGUUGUCGUCCACGUCUGGCAGUGACUCUGACAGUGAGGUGGUGAAGACCAAGAGGAAGAAGCCCAGUGUGCCACCAGAGAAGCCAGUGGCCAAGAAACAGAAGCUGAGUGGAGAGAGCUCUAGACCUGGAGCAGGAGGGUCCUCCAAGGCUGCAAACACCAAAACGGAGGAUGGCAUGUUCCAGAUUGGGAGAAUGCGAUACGUCAGUGUGAGGGAUUUUAAAGGGAAGUGUUUAGUUGACAUCAGAGAGUACUGGACGAACCAGGAUGGUGAAAUGAAGCCUGGCAAAAAAAGGUAUCUCCUUAAACCCGGAGCAGUGGACCCAGCUCAAGGACCAGAUGUCAGAGAUCGACGACGCGAUCAAGAGAAUAUGAUGACCAUUCCCAGGGUGCUGACAGUCCAGCUUGCCUAUCUAGUGAUCUUAGACGUCGCCACUGACUUUUAGGAUGAGUCACAAAUUGCACCCUGUUCCCUAUAUAGUGCACUACUUUUGACCAAGGCCCUAUGGGGAAUAGGGUGCCAUUUGGGACGUACACUUACAUUUGGCAGAAAAAUGUUUUUGUGAAAGGACUGAAUUAUUUUAUAAUUCUAUGUUUGCUGUUCUGGGUGAAUUAGUUAUUUUGCAUGUGCUGUUUUAGUUUGCUCAGUGCAAAAAAUUUUUGUUUUGUUUUGAACUAUGAAGAUGUGUAUUUGGUUAGUAUGGUUAAAUGAUGAACACUUGAAUAAAUGUUUGUAUUAAAAUGAUUUAAAAGCCA